UUGGUGAAUUGAAUUUUACUUCAUCUAUUGGCUUUUGAACCGAAAAAAGAUAAACGUGAGAAAGGCUGAAAAACGAAAAGUGCAACCCUAAUAUCCUUCCAAUACAUGUACUCGAAAAUCUCUAAACAGAAUCCCUGAUCGGUAAUUAAUAUAUAGCACGGAGAUGGAUGAAGCAACCGGUGGUGGCAGUAAGAUUCAAUGGUUGUGGGGUGUAGCCAGUGCUGCUCAAAUGGGAUUGGGUGUACGUUCUUACAUUAAGGGUCACGCAGGUGAUUCAUGCCUCAUGCCUUUGAAAGCUUUCACUGUUGCUUCUCUCUUCAUAGGUAGUGCCGCUUCCGCUUCUGUUCUUGUCCUUCAAGCUAACGGCAUUCACGGGGUGGAUGAUCUCAUUGAAGCCGGUGCCAAUUUAAGAGCAAAACUUGGGUUACGUCCACGCACACAAAAUAAGUAAAUGGAUGAGUCAUAACCAAAGGUUCAGUCACAUCUUGUGCUAGUACUUGGUGGUGUGGUUUCUUGGUGGAGAAGCAGUCAUAACAUUCCUCGGGUUGGUUCCUUGAAAGUUUCAUGUGCAAUUCAACAAUUAUAUGCUUAUCAGAAACACUACAUCCAAUUGAUGUGGUUUUCAGUUUUGUGUAUGCAACUUGUAAUACAUUCAUCAAUAGUUUGUUAUUUUCAUUGACUUGGAGCUUUAGUUUUUAUAAGAUAAAUACAGCUUAUGUAUUAGCUUAUGAAUGCCUACAUCAUACAUGGAUAUUUCAUGGGUAUUGAUGCUAGUUCUUAAGAUAUAGAGUAGAAUCAGGGUUGUAGUAUACAAAUAUAGUUUUCUACUGUUGUAAUACAAAGUAUUACAGUCCA
This is a messenger RNA of Cicer arietinum (chickpea), 855 nucleotides long. RefSeq lists its product as uncharacterized. The record is from RefSeq and is a predicted model, not a curated record. NCBI's taxonomy places the organism in Eukaryota, Viridiplantae, Streptophyta, Magnoliopsida, Fabales, Fabaceae.